AUGGUGGACGGCAGUAAGCUACCGAUCUACGGGGAAACACGAUCGGGAUACUGGCAAAUUCGAAUGGCGGACAACUCCAUCCAUAAAACUGCCUUCCGAACUCGGUACGGGUCGUACGAGUAUCUCGUGAUGCCGUUCGGACUCACCAACGCACCAGCAACGUUUCAGGCGGAGAUGAACCACAUCCUUCGGCCUCUUCUGGACGAGUGCGUGGUGGUAUACUUGGACGACAUCCUGAUUUACUCGAAGGACAUGAAGCAGCACGUUGAGCAUCUGCGACGCGUCUUCGAAAUUCUCCGACGAGAACGCUUCUACGUGAAACUGUCUAAAAUCGAGUUCGCAUUGAAAAAGGUCCAAUUCCUCGGACAUAUGGUGAGCGCUCAAGGAGUUCACGCGGAUCCCAAGAAGAUUGAAGCAGUGCGAACGUGGAAGACCCCCGAGAACGUAAAGGAGUUGCAGCAGUUCCUCGGAUUCGCUAACUACUACAACCGGUUCGUACCAAACUACGCUAAGAUCGCCGCACCACUGACUAACCUGUUGAAGAAGAAUACACCAUUCCAGUGGGAGGCGAAACACCAGGAAUCCGUGGAACAGCUGAAAUCCGCACUCACGUCCGCACCUGUCCUUAUCUUGUCAGACCCCGACCUUGACUAUGUUAUCGAGGCCGAUGCUAGCGAUCAAGCAGUGGGGGCAGUGCUCAUGCAAGAUCAAGGGAAGGGACUGCAACCCAUUGCAUACCUUAGUAAAAAACUUCAUGGGGCGGAACUCAAUUACCCCAUCCAUGACAAAGAGGCCCUCGCCAUCGUCAACGCGUUCAAGGCAUGGAGACCCUGA
Messenger RNA from Closterium sp. Yama58-4, 834 nucleotides. The record is from the annotation of a GenBank genome assembly. NCBI's taxonomy places the organism in Eukaryota, Viridiplantae, Streptophyta, Zygnematophyceae, Desmidiales, Closteriaceae.